AUGUCCUCUACUACUACAAGAGCAUCUGCAAAUGACAACGCUUCAUCAUCGACAUAUCGUGUGAACUAUUCGGAAUAUGUGGCUGAUAUAACGGGUAGCCCAAAAGCACUACGUAAACUACCAACAGGAGGUAUUGGCCAUCAUAUCAGUCCAAUACAUAAUCCUCAUCCAACUCGUUCGAAUCAAUCUGCACAACAACAGCAAACAGGUACAGCAAUGCCUCAUUAUGGUGGUGGCGCAGAGAAAUGUGCGCGAUGUUCCAAAAGUGUUUAUUUAGCGGAGAAGAAAGUCGGAGCUGGUCGAUCGUUCCAUACGAGCUGUUUUAAUUGUUAUUCAUGUAAAAGAAAGUUAGAUACUGCACAUUUGUCCGAGCAUAAAGGUGAAAUUUAUUGUAAAUCAUGUUAUACAAAACAAUUUGGUGCACAUGGUUUAAUCAGUGGUGUAACGAUGUCGACAGAGCAGACAUCAAGCUAUGGCCGUCGUCCAUCCUAUGGUAAUGAUCUUGAUCGAUCAACAGAAACAUUUCAACAAUUGCGACAAAGAAGCAAUUCAAGUGAAAAUGUAUUCCAAGGUGAUUUUAAUUCUACACGAACGAAUCAACGAAAGAAUUCAGUUGAAAAUCUUGCCGAUUCCAAAUAUCGACGAUCGCCGAGUCCAACGGCAGUUCAAAUACCUGUGGAAUACAAAACCAAUCAACCGCAGCGAUCAAACUCAAAAGAUGAAACCGACCGGAAAAAUUAUUCCUUUGAAGGUGAAAGAUUGUCAUAUGGUAAAACUAGCACAUCGGCUCUGGUGGAUAUACCUGUUGUUGUCCAAUCGAAGCGAUCGGACUCAGUCAUUGAUCGUAUAGAACUGCCGGCUAACCCGACGCUAGAUCGUCAACGAAGUCGAAGCCCAUCAAUAACAUCGAACGACUCCUAUCAACGACAAAGCAACCUUGCAGAUGAUUACUCCCGUUUACACAUUACUGAAGAUGUAAGCAAUCGAAAAAUUCCCACUGAUAGACCAUUGAACGCGAUUACAACUGACAAUCCGCUCUCCACUCGAAAUUAUAGUUAUCAUUCGUCGUCAACAUCAUCCUACGAAACAAAAUAUCGCAGUUCAGACUCGAAUACGAACAAUAACUAUGAACGUGAACAACGCUCACGUGAUUCAUCACCCAUCGGUGGAUAUAUCUCGUCAUCGUCAACUGCAACCACGCGCACUCAACGAACGGUUGAUAGUUCAAGAGGUUCAACAUCAGGUUACGUACCACAGCAUGACUAUCUGAAUACACAAACAUCAACAAAUUCGAGUGAACGACGUCCGCCAUCUCCAAUCAAUGACACUCGGCCAAUGUCCGGUCUUGAAGAGUUUAUAUCAAAAACGAAUAUCGCACCAAGCGGAUCUUCAACAGGCAGUCAAUUUUCAGCUUUAGGCGCUUUGCUUCCGAACGCUCGUCGUCGAAAUGAUGACUACGACGAUUUCGAGGAUUGA
Molecule: messenger RNA, 1476 nt
Organism: Adineta ricciae
Lineage: Eukaryota; Metazoa; Rotifera; Eurotatoria; Adinetida; Adinetidae
Source: the annotation of a GenBank genome assembly